AUGGUACAGCCCAUGUCUGAAACCGAAGCCCAGUCGUUAAUCGCACGCUGCAACAAGGGUAACGAAAUCGAUCUGUUCGACCGCCACAUUCACCUCGUCGACGAUUUCGUUGUCAUGUGGAACAAUGCCGAAGCCCCAGCCGGCAGUGAGGUCGCGGGAGAACUCUGUGCAAGGAACAUCAAUGCGGUUGAAGCGAUGCGCUUGGUAGCGGCUCGCACAAACGUCCCAGUUGCUGAAGUCAUGUACUUUUCCAGCGAAGAAGGCAUCAUCAUCCAGCGCCGUAUCCCAGGUGUCCUCCUCUUUGAUGUCAUCAGAGACAUGAGCGCCGAGCAACUGGCUAUUGCUCUUUUCCAGGUAGCCCAGUUGGUCUGCCAGCUUGCAAAGGAGCAGAUCACGACCUGCCCGCUGACCGCCGCUGGAGGACACCGCAUUUUCCAGCCCACUGCCGAGGAGCACCUGACCCAACUAUCGCCCGAUGAACUUACCCGUCAAGUCUUCAUUCUGUCUCAUCUUGAUCUCCACCCCAGUAACAUUAUCAUAACAGAGGACUGGUCUCAGGUGGCUGGGUUGAUUGAUUGGGAGCGUGCUGCAUACGUGCCUCUCGAGACAGCCUCCUAUGCCCAUGAGAUAUGCGGGUGGAGCUGCUGCCCGCCCGAGUGGGGCCUCCUGUUUGAGUAUGUGAAGGACAUGAUGGGGCUAAGAAAGCUUUAG
Molecule: messenger RNA, 711 nt
Organism: Apiotrichum porosum
Lineage: Eukaryota; Fungi; Basidiomycota; Tremellomycetes; Trichosporonales; Trichosporonaceae
Exons: 1
Coding region: 1-711 (236 amino acids)
Source: RefSeq, a predicted model, not a curated record